Molecule: messenger RNA, 785 nt
Organism: Selaginella moellendorffii
Lineage: Eukaryota; Viridiplantae; Streptophyta; Lycopodiopsida; Selaginellales; Selaginellaceae
Product: putative AP2/ERF and B3 domain-containing protein Os01g0140700
Exons: 1
Coding region: 4-780 (258 amino acids)
Molecular function (GO): DNA-binding transcription factor activity; DNA binding
Source: RefSeq, a predicted model, not a curated record
AGGAUGGCGAGUGAAGAACAUUUGGAAGAGCAGUGGCUGCAGCAGCAGGAUUACAAAGACGAAGAUAAACAAGAGGGCGAGCAGCCAUCAAAUCUACUACCAGUGCCAGCAGUGGAGUUCCAGACCAAAGAUUUGCUCAAAUGGAUGGAAAUGGUGCCAGCCUUCUCGCUUCCAAGCAGCAAAUACUUGACGAGCGAAGCAGAGCUGGAUUGCUCGAGGUGGCUGAGCCUGGGAGUCGGAGAAGAAGCCCCGCCACCACCGCCUCCAAAAGCAACACGCAAAAGGUCUCGCUCGCCAGCUGAUCCCCACGACUUUGAUAAUCUUCCAAAGCGGGGGUGUCUCGGCUCCUCCAGCAGCGAUCAGCGGCCGGAUCCAAGGAGCACCAGGGAGCACCUCUUCACCAAAGUUCUCACAAGGAGCGACACCAGCAAGCUCAACCGGCUGCUCGUCUCCAAGAAGGACGCCGAGCGCUGCUUCCCGCUUGUCAUGGCCGGGAAUGGAGAGCCCUCCGCCUCCCCUUCCGCGGCAAGGACGAGAGGAAGUAGCAGCGGUGAGGAUGGCAACCGGUUUGUAAUACUUGCGUUCGAGGACGAGAGUGGAAGAACUUGGAAGUUUAAGUACACGCACUGGUGUAGCAGCCAAGGCAAUGUCUUCACCACCGGAUGGAUCAGCUACGUCAAUCAUAAUGGGCUGCGUCACGGGGACGAGGUCUCGUUCUUCCGCGAUUCGUACACUAACAAAUACUAUCUGACAUUCCGGAAAAAGAACCAUAAGGCAUAGCUCCA